Antechinus flavipes (yellow-footed antechinus) is the source of this 3434-nucleotide messenger RNA. It is a transcript of the gene SLITRK4, whose product is annotated as SLIT and NTRK like family member 4. NCBI's taxonomy places the organism in Eukaryota, Metazoa, Chordata, Mammalia, Dasyuromorphia, Dasyuridae. Gene Ontology annotation, molecular function: protein binding. The record is from RefSeq and is a predicted model, not a curated record. Gene Ontology annotation, biological process: regulation of presynapse assembly; positive regulation of synapse assembly; axonogenesis. The transcript has 2 exons. Bases 136 to 2652 code for a protein of 838 amino acids. Gene Ontology annotation, cellular component: glutamatergic synapse; membrane.
GAAGUGCCGCUGCUUCUCCUUGGGCUUCGGACUGAUCAGCUGUCACGGAAGGACGGAAGGGAGGGAGGAAGGAGAAAGGAGAAAGAUUCUUUAUCUUUAUUCAGAAGCAUAAAGUUGUUUGCUGAAUACAAGAAGAUGUUACUUUGGCUCUUUCUGGUUUUGUCUCCCCCCAUUUCUGCUUCGACAAAUGCAGAGUCUGACCCCUCAGUGGAAAUUUGCAAUGUAUGCUCCUGUGUGUCGGUGGAGAAUGUGCUCUAUGUCAACUGUGAAAAGGUUUCUGUCUUCAGACCAAAUCAAUUGAAACCACCCUGGUCAAAUUUUUACCACCUCAAUUUUCAAAAUAAUUUGUUAAUUGUCCUCUAUCCCAAUACGUUUCUAAAUUUUUCACAUGCAGUCUCCUUGCAGCUGGGGAAUAAUAAAUUGCAGAACAUUGAGGGAGGGGCCUUCCUGGGGCUCAGUGCAUUAAAACAGUUGCACUUGAAUAACAAUGAAUUAAAGGUUCUCCGAGCUGACACUUUCCUUGGCAUAGAGAACUUGGAGUAUCUCCAGGCUGACUACAAUUUAAUCAAGUAUAUUGAACGGGGAGCCUUCAAUAAACUCCAUAAACUGAAAGUGCUCAUUCUGAAUGACAAUCUGAUUUCGUUCCUUCCUGAUAAUAUUUUCCGAUUCGCAUCUUUGACCCAUCUGGAUAUCCGUGGGAAUCGAAUACAGAAGCUGCCCUACAUUGGUGUGCUGGAACACAUUGGCCGUGUCGUUGAAUUACAGCUCGAAGAUAACCCUUGGAAUUGCAGUUGUGAUUUGCUGCCUUUGAAAGCAUGGCUGGAGAACAUGCCGUAUAACAUCUACAUAGGAGAAGCUAUCUGUGAAACACCCAGUGACUUGUAUGGGAGGCUUCUGAAGGAAACCAAUAAACAGGAAUUAUGUUCCAUGGGAACUGGGAGUGAUUUUGAUGUGCGGAUCCUACCACCCUCUCAGCUGGAAAAUGGCUAUACCACACCCAAUGGCCAUACAACCCAAACUUCAUUACAGAGAUUAGUGACAAAGCCCCCUAAAACAACUAAUCCUUCAAAGAUCUCUAGCAUAGUUGCAGGCAAAGCCCUCUCAAAUCGUAAUCUGAGUCAAAUUGUAUCUUAUCAAACUAGGGUACCACCACUGACACCUUGCCCGAUCCCUUGUUUUUGCAAAACUCAUCCUUCCGAUUUAGGCUUAAGUGUCAAUUGCCAAGAAAAAAACAUCCAGUCGAUGGCGGAGUUGAUGCCCAAACCCUUAAAUGCCAAGAAGCUGCACGUCAAUGGCAAUCAGAUUAAAGAUGUGGACACUUCAGAUUUCACUGAGUUUGAAGGUCUGGAUCUACUCCAUUUAGGUAGCAAUCAGAUUACAGCGAUCAAGGGAGAGGUGUUCCGGAAUCUCACCAAUCUCCGCAGACUCUAUCUCAAUGGCAAUCAGCUAGAACGGCUGUACCCUGAAAUGUUUGCAGGUCUGUACAACCUGCAGUAUCUCUAUUUGGAAUACAAUUGGAUCAUCGAAAUCUUAGCUGGCACCUUUGACUCCAUGCCCAAUUUGCAGUUAUUGUAUCUGAACAAUAACCUGUUAAAGAGCCUGCCGGUUUACAUUUUUGCAGGUGCUCCUCUUGCUCGCCUGAACCUGAGGAACAACAAAUUCAUGUACCUGCCUGUGAGUGGGGUGCUCGAUCAGCUUCAGUCCCUUACACAGAUAGACCUUGAGGGCAACCCAUGGGACUGCACUUGUGACUUAGUGGCCCUAAAGCUGUGGCUAGAGAAACUGAAAGAUGACAUUGUGAUGAAAGAACUGAAAUGUGAAACACCUGUACAGUUUGCCAGCAUCGAACUGAAGUCCCUCAAAAACGAAAUCCUGUGUCCAAAGCUGCUCAACCGGCCUUCUUCUCCCUUCACUAGUCCCAUACCUGCCAUUACCCUCACGACACCCAUGGGACCCAUCCGAAGUCCUCCUGGAGGCCCAGUCCCUCUGUCCAUUUUAAUCUUGAGCAUUCUGGUGGUCUUGAUUUUAACUGUGUUUGUUGCUUUUUGCCUCCUAGUCUUUGUGCUCCGGCGCAACAAAAAGCCAAUCGUGAAACACGAAGGCCUUGGAAACCCAGAGUGCAGCUCUAUGCAACUGCAGCUAAGGAAGCAUGAACACAAGACCAACAAGAAGGAUGGGCUUGCAGCAGAAGCCUUCAUCCCACAGACCAUUGAGCAGAUGAGCAAGAGCCACACAUGUGGCUUGAAAGAGUCUGAAGCAGGUUUCAUGUUCUCUGAGCCACCAGGACAGAAAGUCAUCCUGAGAAAUGCUCCUGAAAAGGACAAAGAUCUUGUCCAUGUGGAUACCAGGAAAAGACUGAGCACAAUCGAUGAGUUGGAUGAAUUAUUCCCUGGCCGAGAUUCAAAUGUGUUCAUUCAGAAUUUUCUGGAGAGCAAAAAGGAGUACAACAGCAUCGGGGUCAGUGGCUUUGAGAUCCGCUAUCCAGAAAAGCAGCAAGACAAGAAAAAUAAGAAAUCACUAAUAGGAGGUAAUCAUAGUAAAAUUGUUGUAGAGCAGAGAAAGAGUGAAUAUUUUGAACUAAAAGCAAAACUUCAGAGUUCUCCUGACUACCUACAAGUCCUUGAAGAGCAAACAGCUUUGAACAAAAUAUAGGUCAUGCAGUCUUAUUUCCUACAGAGGACAUUUAUUUAAUGAUGAAAGUGCCUUUUGUUGACUUCUAACUUCCAAAUUCUAUAUUAUCAAUAGGCAUAGAGGCAGGUGUUUCCAAGGGUGUCAGAUUAACUAUAGUCAUAUAUGAGUUGUCAAAUAGAGAAGGAUUUUGACCUUUAAUGGAUUUCACUCCAUAAAACUUAGACUGUGGAAUCCUGUGGGGAUACUGCAAACUCUAUUGCCAAAGGGAUGCUUUAUAUACAUAUUAUGCUGAAUUUAACCACAAGGGGCAAGUUGGUUUUGUAUUCCCUCCCCCACUGCAAAACCUUCGCCUCCCUGUGAUUUGUUAAAGCAAACACAAGCAAACUGGUAGCAGUAUUUGUACCUCAGCUGGGUCCUUCAUCUUGCACGUGGAUUAAGUUGGUGGUGGAACUGGAGUAAUCCUUUGAUUUGUGGCAUUGUAACAACUCUGUUUAAAGAUUCUCUGAAAAGUUUUUUAAAAGCAUGCAAAGAGAGAACAUUCGGUAGUAUUUGUAAAUCGGUAACCUUUCUGGCCUGCAUCUUGAAACCACUGGAUUUACUGAUGUUAAAUUGUGCAAACAUUUGUUUAAAAUAUACCAUGCAUUACAUACUGAUGAAAAUAAAUUUGAACACUUUAAGCAUACCUGUCUAUACAUAAAAUUUAAAAGAGAAAAAAAAUCAAUGUGAUUUAUACAGCAUUUGUGGUGACCUGAAGAAAUAAUUGAUGUUAAUGCAGAAUUAAAUACAACUCAAAAUUCAAACUA